Molecule: messenger RNA, 450 nt
Organism: Anisakis simplex (herring worm)
Lineage: Eukaryota; Metazoa; Nematoda; Chromadorea; Rhabditida; Anisakidae
Source: the annotation of a GenBank genome assembly
GAGGAAUACAUGAAAGCGAUGGGUUUGUCGCAGUGGGUGCAUUGGAUCGCGUUUUUUAUCGUCAACUUCACGAAGUUACUCUUCUCAGUUGUCAUCACGUCAAUCCUACUUCACUUCGUGACCCUGCAGAGUGAUGCGUCUGUUGCGUUCGUGCUACUCGUUUGCUACUCAUUUAAUGUCAUUUAUUUCGCGUUCGCCAUUUCAACUUUUGCUCAUUCAGGUACCGUUGGAACAUUACUGGCAGCUAUUGGUUGGUUGAUAAUGUUCUUCUGGUUUUCGUUCUUUCACAGUUUCGACAUUGUAUCGCAUUUCUCGUUCAAAGUGCGUAUGCUGAAUGCGUUGAAUCCGAACAUUGCGCUCGGCUUUGGACUGGGGCUCAUCUCACGCUAUGAAACUCAAGGUGUUCAUUUUGUUGUUUUAUUGCGCUCAAUCAUUAUGCGCCAGUUUUAG